This is a messenger RNA of Chlorella variabilis, 1704 nucleotides long. RefSeq lists its product as hypothetical. The transcript is spliced from 11 exons. Lineage: Eukaryota; Viridiplantae; Chlorophyta; Trebouxiophyceae; Chlorellales; Chlorellaceae. Gene Ontology annotation, molecular function: ubiquitin binding. Bases 1 to 1704 code for a protein of 567 amino acids. Gene Ontology annotation, biological process: protein deubiquitination; double-strand break repair via homologous recombination. The record is from RefSeq and is a predicted model, not a curated record.
AUGCUCCUGCCCGGCCAGGGCUACGGCGCCUAUGCUGCCGAGGUGCCUCGCGACUCCGCCUAUGCUUUGGCCAUGAAUGGCGCGGGAUCGCUGGUGGCGGCGGGAUCCACACAGGGUGUGGCCAGCGUGGUGGACGUGCGCAGCGGGCAGGGCGUGAUGGCGCUCAAGGGCCACACCGACAACAUCAGGCAAGCUCUUCAUGCUGUGCUGGCGCUGCAGCUGGACGGCGAGGGCCGCCUGCUGCUCAGCGGGUCGGCCGACCACAGCGUGCGGCUGUGGGACCUGGGCCAGCAGCGCUGCGUGCAGACGCUGGCCGUCCACACCGACAGCGUGUGGGCGCUGGCGGCGGGGCCCGGCUUUGCCGCGGUGUACAGCGGCGGGCGGGACGGCUGCAUCUAUCGCCCCUCGGCGGCGGCACGCGCGCGGCUGGCGUUUGAUGGCAGUGCCUCCCACCCGGCGCCGCAGCAGCGGCAGCCCGCAGCAGCCACCCCCUCCAUCCCUCCCAUCCAGCACGCUGCCGUGCUGACAGACAGGCGGCAUGUGGUGACCCGGGACGCAGACGGCGGCGUUGCGUGCUGGGACUGGACGGCAGGCCGCGCGGUGCGCGACUUUGGGCGGGCGGAUGUGCUGGAGGUGGAGGCGUCCCUGUUCCAGCCCUCCCACUCCGUGUCCGCCUGGUGCGCGGCGGAGGUGAAGCUGGGGAGCCUGGGGGGCUGCAUGGAGCCGCCGCAGUGCUUUGGCGCCGAGAUCUACGCGCAGGAUUUGGGAGACGAGGAGGCUCCCGUGGACCUGAAGGUCAACUUUGGGGAGCAGAUGCUGGUGGCCCUCUUUGCCGGCUGGGCCGAGCGCCAGCGCGGCACGCCGCAGCCCGGCCAGCAGCAGCAGCAGCAGCAGGGAGGUGGCCCCGGCGCUGGCCCCGGCAGCGGAGGGGCUGGGCAGGGGGAUGCUGUGGCGGAGGGGGCGACCGGCGGGGAGAGCGGAGCCAUGACGGAUGCUGACGGUGGCAAGGCGCAGGGCGGCGGCGGAUCCGCCCCCUCCAGCCGCUUCAGCUUCCAGGGGCCCCUGGCUCCCGUGGUGAUGGUGAGCGGCGGCGGCGGCGGCGGCGGCUCGGUGCCCUGGCGCUGCGCCAUCGACGCCUUCACGGGGCAGGAGGACGUGCCUCAGUGGGUGGCCGACUGCGUGCUGCACGGUCGCUACCCGGUCAGCCGCGAGCUGAAGAUGGCCUUCCAGCUGGCGCCGCUGCCGGGCUCUCAGCUGCCGUCGCUGCUGCAGAGCAAGCUGAACGCGCCUCGGGUGCUGCGGGUGAACAAGGUUGCCGACUAUGUGAGGAGGAAGAUGGAGGAGCACGGCAUCGCGCUGAGGGAGGAGCCGCUGUUCUGGGACCCCGCCAAAGCGGAGCGCUGGCAGGCGGAGCAGGCUGGCACGGAUGGCGGCGGCGGCCUGGGAGCCACUGCACGAGUGCAUCAGCUGCAGCCAGUGCAGGCGGCAGCAGUGGGCGGGCCCCGCGGCGGCGGUGCUGGUGGGACCGGUGGCGGCGGCGCCGCCAUCAUCAUCACCUGCGGAGGCCACACCGUGCCUUGGGACUUCAGCCUGGCGGCGGUACGACAGUGGAUCUGGCGGCGCUCCGAUGACCUGGUACUGCACUAUUCUGUGCGGGACCAUGGCACCCCGCUCAGGCUGCCCGCCAUCCGGCCGCCUUCGUGA